Molecule: messenger RNA, 3559 nt
Organism: Drosophila busckii
Lineage: Eukaryota; Metazoa; Arthropoda; Insecta; Diptera; Drosophilidae
Product: metabotropic glutamate receptor 2
Exons: 17
Biological process (GO): G protein-coupled receptor signaling pathway
Cellular component (GO): membrane
Molecular function (GO): G protein-coupled receptor activity
Source: RefSeq, a predicted model, not a curated record
GCCAGCAAUCACUACAAAGCGCUGGCAUUGGAGCAGCAAAAGCAACAACUGGGCAAACACUCGCGCUGGUUGCAUUCGCCAGAUUACAUUAACGAUGAUGGCCAGCAACAGCAGCAGCAGCAGCAGCCAGACUUUGAUUAUGGCCACAAUCAUUUCGAUUUGGAAAGCUAUCAACGCUAUGGCAACAUUGAGAUGGGCGCUGCCUCCACUCGCUCGGGCCGCCAUCGCGGCCGUCAUUUGAGCACUCACAACAACAUGAUGAUGCCAUUGAGCGCCGAGCUAAGCGGCAAGUAUCUGCGCUCACUGCCCGACUCAAUGGACUUGCCACAUGAUCGCCUCUAUGCCGCACAGCCGCAGCGGCAUUGGCCCGUCAAGCGCGAGGCCAUUGUCGAGGGCGAUGUCAUUAUCGGCGCCCUAAUGAUGGUGCAUUCACGCGAGGACAGCAUCACCUGCGGUCCCAUCAUGCCCCAGGGCGGCAUUCAGGCAUUAGAGGCCAUGCUCUACACCAUUGAUCGCAUUAACGAAAUGCCGCUGCUGCCAAACAUUACGCUCGGCGCUCACAUACUCGACGACUGUGACAAGGACUCGUACGGGCUAGAAAUGGCUGUGGAUUUCAUCAAAGGCUCCAUAAGCAACAUAGACGACGCCGAAUAUCAUUGCAACAAGACUCAAGUGCGAAAAGUUAUAUCCGGCGUAGUUGGAGCGGCUUCAUCCGUAACAUCUAUACAAGUUGCCAAUUUGCUGAGAUUGUUUCGCAUACCACAGGUCUCCUACUUCUCCACCAGUCCCGAGCUGAGCAAUAAGCAACGAUUUGAGUACUUCUCACGCACCAUUCCCUCCGACCACUAUCAGGUGAAGGCCAUGGUGGAGAUUGUCAAGAGCAUGGGCUGGACCUACGUUUCGAUUAUCUACGAAGAGAGCAACUAUGGCAUCAAGGCGUUUGAGGAACUUGAGGAGCUGCUAGCACAUCACAACAUUUGCAUUGCCAUUAAGGAGAAGCUUGUCAAGGAUUCGGGAGUGGCUGAGGAUAAGUCAUACGAUAGCAUUGUGCAAAAGCUGCUCACGAAGCCGCGUGCGCGAGGCGCCAUUAUUUUUGGCUCGGAUCAGGAAGUGCGUCAGGUGAUGCGUGCAGUGAGGCGUGCGAAUGCAACAGGCGCCUUUUCCUGGAUCGGCUCCGACGGGUGGAGUGCGCGCAAUCUUGUCUCGGAUGGCUACGAACCGGAGGUGGAGGGCACUCUUUCGGUACAGCCACAGGCAAAUCCUGUCCUUGGUUUUGAGGAAUACUUUCUCAACCUGACCGUGGAGAACAACCAGCGCAAUCCCUGGUUUGUGGAGUUUUGGGAGGACCAUUUCCAGUGCCGCUAUCCGGGCAGCACCAGCACGCCGUACAACAACUACUCACGUGCCUGCACCACAAAGGAGCGACUCUCGAGUGGAGACACAGACUUUGAGGAUCAACUGCAGUUCGUUAGCGAUGCGGUAAUGGCAUUUGCUUUUGCCCUCAGGGACAUGCAUCGCGACCUGUGCGGCGGGCGUCCAUCAUUAUGCGAUGCCAUGAAACCGACUAAAGGCGCCGAUUUGCUUAAAUAUUUGCGCAAAGUGGAGUUCCAAGGCCUCAGCGGUGAUGAUUUUCGCUUCGAUAGCAACGGCGAUGGACCCGCUCGCUAUAAUAUCAUACACUUUAAGCAGUCGACGCCAGGUCAAUACCAUUGGGUCAAGGUGGGCGAGUAUAUGGAAGGUGUACUACGUCUGAAUAUGUCGGAGGUGAAGUUCAAACUGUUGCAUCCGAAGCCACCGGAAUCUGUCUGCAGCCUGGACUGCGAGCUUGGACAGGCCAAGCGAUACGUUGAGGGCGAAAGCUGCUGUUGGCACUGCUUCAAUUGUGCAAGUUAUGAGAUACGACAUCCAGACGAUGAAACUCAAUGUAACUUAUGCAAGAUGGGCACGUUGCCGGAUGCGCAUAAGACACACUGUCGACCCAUUCCCGAGGUCUAUCUGCGGCCGGAGUCUGCCUGGGCCAUUGGCGCAAUGGCAUUCAGUGCUACUGGUAUUUUAAUAACGCUCUUUGUCAUCGGCGUGUUUGUUAGGCACAACGAAACGCCCAUAGUGCGUGCUUCAGGACGUGAGCUGAGCUAUAUACUGCUGGCUGGCAUAUUCAUGUGCUAUGGCGUGACCUUUGCGCUGGUGCUGAAGCCCACAAAUAUUGUGUGCGCUAUACAGCGCUUUGGCGUCGGCUUCUGUUUUACGGUCGUUUAUGCCGCGCUGCUGACCAAAACGAAUCGCAUAGCGCGCAUCUUUAAGGCCGGCAAACAGUCGGCGAAGCGACCCUCAUUCAUCAGCCCCAAAUCCCAGCUAGUGAUUUGCACGUGCCUGGUCUUCGUGCAGAUUCUGAUAAAUAUCAUUUGGAUGAUAAUUGCGCCAUCUCAUGCAAUGCAUCAUUAUCCCACACGCGAGGAUAAUCUGCUGGUCUGCGAUUCGUAUAUAGACGCCUCCUAUAUGAUUGCGUUCUUCUAUCCGAUACUGUUGAUUGUGGUCUGCACUGUUUACGCGGUGCUAACGCGUAAAAUACCCGAAGCGUUUAAUGAAUCGAAGCACAUUGGCUUCACCAUGUACACCACUUGCGUCAUCUGGUUGGCCUUUGUGCCGCUUUACUUUGGCACAGCGAAUCACGUGCCGCUGCGGAUAACGAGCAUGUCGGUGACCAUUAGCCUGUCGGCCAGUGUAACCAUUGCGUGUCUCUUCUCGCCGAAGCUGUACAUAAUACUCAUACGACCGGAGCGCAAUGUGCGGCAGAGCAUGAUGCCACCACGAGGCGGCAACUUGCAUCGCACCGCAGGCACCGGUCCAUCUUCCAUGAUGGCAGCAGCGGUGGUGACGGCAGCCACCUGCGCCCAGGAGGAGAAACUACAGAGACAUAUCACGCCCACUGAAACAGAGCACUCAGUAAUUAAGGCCAAGAAGCUGUGCGAAAUGGCCACACAGACAAUUGCCAUAACGAGCAUACUGACGACACUGGACGCCCAUGCGUAUAGCCAAAUACCCUAUGCGGAUCAGUUUGUGACGAACAAUACGACGAGCAGCACGCCCACAGCAGCUGCGAAUGGCUUAGAGACGACGACGACGACGACGACGACGACGACGACGACGACGACGACGGCACCAACAGUGGGGACGACAACUGAUGAGCAGGUGGUUGCCAAUAACAACAAAAUCAAUCAGCAGCAACAUGGCCAAAGCAACCAAAUUGAAGCAAAUCUGGCAACGCCAGAGGCCACAACAAAUGGCAGCCAGCGUGGGCCGGUGCUGCAAACGAACUUAUAGCUAAACGCACAGCAAUUGCAGCAGCAGCUGCUCAAAGAGCAACAGCGUCAGCUGGAGCAGCAGGCAGCAGCUGAAGCCGCUGGCAGCGAUGCGGCAAGCAAUGGCAGCGGCAGUGGCAGCCACAAGAAGCGAGCUGCGAUUCCUGUCUAAGCUGCCGCAGCUUGUUGUACCUAAAUCAUAAUUUAAUGUGAACCCUUGAGAAAGGCCCAACGAAACCAAAAAUGAAACAAGCUAAAUA